AUGGCGUCCCCAACAACGAACGUCGUGCUCCGGAAGAUCACGAUCAUUUCCUUCCCGCCCGCCUUCAUCAUCCUCCUCAUCCACGGCAUCAUCUCAAACUGCGCCUUUCCGGCCCUUGGCAUCCUCCCGAUCGUCUCAUCCGCGAUUCUCGGCCUCUUCAUCAUCCGCCGCGACGUCGUCGCCGCCCUCGGCUCCCCGAUCCAGGCCCUAUCGCCGUCCAACAUCUUCUUCGCCGACUUAUUCCUCGCCGGCUUCCAUUUCAUCUUCCUCCUCAUCAGCUGGGCCAUGAUUCGGGAUCCCUGGGACAGAGGCCAGGUCGUUCUGGGAACAUACGGCACGGUGCCGAUGAUGGUCAACACUGGCAUCCAUCUUUACAUCCUCAUUCCGCAGAUCGGUCAUUUGUUCGUCAACAGGACUUGCGACUGCCCGCACUGCCAGACCGUUACCAAGACGAGCUACUUCUCCUCCGGCGUGUCGGAGUACACGCCGCUCAGCGAUGGUGACACUGAGCCAGAAGUUGUUGAACGCGACCUCGAGGCUGGUCAUUGA
Messenger RNA from Colletotrichum karsti, 549 nucleotides. RefSeq lists its product as uncharacterized. Lineage: Eukaryota; Fungi; Ascomycota; Sordariomycetes; Glomerellales; Glomerellaceae. The transcript has 2 exons. The coding region runs from base 1 to 549 and encodes 182 amino acids. The record is from RefSeq and is a predicted model, not a curated record.